This is a messenger RNA of Striga asiatica, 828 nucleotides long. Lineage: Eukaryota; Viridiplantae; Streptophyta; Magnoliopsida; Lamiales; Orobanchaceae. The record is from the annotation of a GenBank genome assembly.
AUGUAUAUUCAGCAGCUGAAGAUUGCGGGAAAACAACCUACAAUGACCUUUAAAGUUCCAUCAACUAACAUCCUAUAUUCCAAUACUCCACCAGAGUAUAGACGCAUCAUAAGAGACAUGCUGGCAGGGAUUGUUGAUUUGCAUCAAAUGGACCAUAAAUGUGUGCACUCACUCCACAUGAAGAAUUUUGUCAUGCACAAGGGAACAGUUAAGAUGUAUAAUAUGACCUUUCUUCCCGAGACAGAGACUGGGAGGACAAAUGAUUUUCGUAAGCUAGCUGAGAUUAUAGAAAACAAUAUAUGUGAUGGAUUGUGGCCAGCUAUUCUUACGAGAUUUCUAAGAAAGAUCGUACAGCUGAUCAGUCUUCUCCAGGAGGGAACUUUGGUUAAGCAUCUAGCUAUUGUAGAGUGUUCCGAUAGACUUUCUUUUUUCAGAAACGGUCAUGCCCUAGAUCCACAAAAGGAAAGUCUGUAUGACACUAUUAUAGACACAAUGGUUGGUUGCCAUGAAUGGGCCCAAAAAUAUAGAAAAUACUCUUCUAGAGAAAAAAGUGAAAGGAGAUAUGACAUCUUUACACAACUCUUCAACUAUGAAAACCGUGCACAGACGUACGUGGACAGAGCUGCCUACAUUGGCCUUAAGAAUGAGUCGUUUAUUCGGUGGAUUAGAAAUUUGGCCACUCACUUAAGAGAAGUGAUCAACCAUUCCACCGGCAAGUGGACAGCUGAUGACAUGGUAAAACUAUCAAUCUUAGCUCUACAUGAAGAGCAGCUCUUGAGAUUCCACGAUGAGCUAGACCAAGCGAUGCUCAUUCCUAAUUUCAUGUAG